Molecule: messenger RNA, 5739 nt
Organism: Cokeromyces recurvatus
Lineage: Eukaryota; Fungi; Mucoromycota; Mucoromycetes; Mucorales; Mucoraceae
Product: chitin synthase-domain-containing protein
Exons: 3
Coding region: 67-5568 (1833 amino acids)
Cellular component (GO): myosin complex; cell periphery; cell septum
Molecular function (GO): cytoskeletal motor activity; ATP binding; chitin synthase activity
Source: RefSeq, a predicted model, not a curated record
UUUUUUUUUUAUUUUUCCCUUCCUUCCUUCUUUUUUUUUUUUUCUAUUUAUAUACAAAUUAAUUUAAUGACAACAAGUAAAAAGGAAUUUGAUCUCCUUGGCGAUGAAGUAGAUGAAGAUGGCAUAACAGAAACUUUAAGAUGUGCAUUUCAAAGUAAUGUCAUUUAUUCUCGAAUCAGUGACACUGCUAUUAUUGCUUUGAACCCAUAUAAAUCGAUGCCAUUGGAGAAUACAAGUUAUGUUGCUGAAUACAAAGAUCCGGAUGGACUUGAACCUUUACCUACACAUCUUUAUAAAAUCGUGAAUCAAGCUUAUUUACACAUGAGACGAACUGGUAUUGAUCAAUCCUUAAUACUUUGUGGUGAAUCAGGCAGUGGAAAGACAGAAAGUUUUAAACUUGCUUUAAAUCAUCUUAUUCAACUUUCUUCUCAUAAAAAAGAAAGUAAACUUCAAGCUCAAAUAACAAAUGUUCAAAUAAUUCUUGAAGCCUUCGGUAACUGUGCCACCUCAGUCAAUACAAAUGCAUCUAGAUUUGGCAAGUAUAUGGAAUUACAAUUUAAUGAGCGCGGACGUAUGGUAGGCACUAAAAUCCUUAAUUAUUUAUUGGAUAAAUCAAGAAUGAUCCAGGCUGUUAGUCGAGAACAGACCUUUCAUAUCUUUUAUCAACUAUUCGCUGGAUGUACAAAUGAAGAAAAGGCAAUGUUACAAUUAAAUGAUGAGGUCAUGUAUCGAUAUAUUCCUCGUAUUAAAGCUGCAAAUGGCUCAGAAGCAAAUCAAUUUCGUGAUUUGAAACAAGCUAUGCGAGUUUUAGGCAUCAACAAAAAAUAUCAAGCUCGUAUUUGGCAAUUACUAGCUUGUCUUUUGCAUUUAGGUCAGUUAGAGUUUUUGGAUCAAGCAGAUGAUUUAAAUGGUGGGGCUAUCAUAGCUAAAAAUACGAGACCUACUUUGGAUCUUUGUGCUGACUUCUUAGGUGUUGACCCCUUGGGGUUGGAAACAGUUUUAACUUAUAAAACUCAAUUAAUAAAGAAGGAUAUAACGACUAUCAUAUUAGAUUCAACGGGUGCUGCUAAACAACGUGAUGAUAUCGUUCGAUCUCUUUAUUCUUUAUUAUUUACUUGGUUAGUUGAAUUCAUGAAUAAUAAGUUAUAUCAACAAGGUGAUAAUUUUAAUUUUAUUGGCCUUUUGGAUUUUCCUGGUCCUUAUUAUCAUCAAGAUACUCAACAUUUUUAUGGCUUUUGUAUUAAUUUUGCUAAUGAACGGUUACAUCACUUUUGUCAGCGAACUAUCUUUGAAAUGGAUCUGGAUGAAUACCGUCAGGAAGGUAUUAUGUUUACCGAUAUUCCUUACUUUAGUAAUCAAGCCUGUGUUGAACUUUUAAUGCGUCCAAAACAGGGUCUUGUUGAUAUUAUCAAUCAACAUACCUCCAAAAUGAAAACUUCCUCGGAUACUUCUAACAGUACUAUCCUAUCUUCUAUGGUUGCUUCUUUCUCUAAAUAUAAUACCAAUCAUGCCUCAUUUAAACAAUUAGACCCAAAGCAACGUCUUUUCGCUAUUCAACAUUUCUCUGGUCAAGCUGUCUAUAGUCCGGAUGACUUUUUACAAUCUAACUGGGAUAUUCUGAAUCCUGAUCUUGUACAGCUUAUCCGUGGUGUAGACAAUGAAAUUAGCUCCUACAAUAGCUUUUUAGUGGAAAUCUUUGGUCAAGGUACAAAUAUGAUUCAAAUUGAACAUCAUCCUAAACAGAGUAAUGCAAUCUUGAACGCACAACAACCAACCGGUCCUGUUCGUGGUCCCUCAAUGCGUCGUUCCAAAUCUACAAAACUGAAACGUACUACAUUAGAUCCUAUCAACAAAGAAGUGAUCGAUAAGUCAAAAUCAGGUGUCAGAAUGGUAUUAUCUCAGUUGAAGCAAAAUAUGGAUGAUUUAUUUAUUAAAACAUUGGAGGAGACAGUAUCAUGGUUUGUCUUUUGUAUUAAGCCUAAUGAUCAUGCAGCCCCAAAUCAAUUUGAUACAAUGAGGGUUAAACAACAAAUUCGUGCUGCUGGAUUACCUCAAAUAGCACAAAGACUUCAAACACAAUAUGCAAAUGUGAUGUUCCAAGAUGAAUUUAUGAUAAGAUAUAAAGAUGUUGUCUUUAGUCCAAAAGGAUACUUGGAAAAGGCAACCAUAUCACAAAAUACGAGAGAACAAUGUCAAAUAAUAAUCAAUUGUUUUGGAUGGACUGUAGAUCAAGUUGCAUUAGGCACCACGAAGAUCUUUUUGAAAGAAUCAGUUUGGCUAAAUUUGGAAGAUAUGAUGAGAGUCUCGGAAAAAGCAGAACAAAGACGUUUAAGAGAUGAAAAAAGAGUAAAUGAAAAUAUGGCUACUUUAGCUGCACCUGUUAUGAAUAUGGAUGGUGGAGAUCAUAGUUUUGAAACCAUUUCUAAUAUGUCCUAUGGUUCGAAUACAGAUUUUUUGUUAUUACCUGAAAAUCAGCAACAAAGACAUCAUCCACAUACACAUUAUGAUGCUGCAGCAGCAGCAGCAGCAGCAGUAGUUGCUGCAAACACAGCGGGACUUCCUUUACCUCCAUCUGUUUAUACGGAUGAUCAACGCUCCUUUUUAUCGGAUGAUGAAUUCCAACACAAUCAUUCUAAUAACAAUAAUUAUUAUCAUGAUACGGAUUCACAGUAUGGCACAUCAUCUGAUAUUUAUGGUGCUUCACAAACCAACUUGGAACUGAGACAAAUUAUGCUUCCAACAACGGAUCCUAUAGAGAUUGAAAAACCUAGUCUAGACAAAGAUGAUAAUGAUGAAGAAGCAACAAAGGUCAGUCGAGUUCGUCGGCAUUGGCUUAAUUUUGUUUGGUUUAUGACUUGGUGGAUCCCAACUUCUUUUUUAUCUUUUUGCGGCAAAAUGAAACGACCUGAUAUACAAAUUGCAUGGCGAGAAAAAAUGACACUAUGUAUGUGUAUCUUUUUGACUUCAGGUUUUAUUAUAUGGUUCCUUGUUUUCUUUGGUUCAUUGGUUUGCCCACAUCAAGAUGUGUUUUCAACUUCAGAAUUACAAAGUCAUUCAGAUGACAGUAAUGCUUAUGUUGCUAUUCGUGGUGAGGUCUUUGAUUUGACCAAGUUUGCUCCGCAUCAUUGGGCCACUCAAGUGAUACCUACGAGUGCUAUUCUUCAAUAUGGAGGCAAGGAUGCUUCUUCAUUAUUCCCUGUUCAAGUAUCUGCACUGUGUGAGGGCGUCACGGGUACUGUGUCGCCUUAUGUUUCGCUCGACUUUAAUACUAAUCUUACUGAUACAAAUGCACAAUAUCAUAAUUUUUUGCCCAACAGUGGAGAUCCUCGUCCGGAUUGGUACUUUCAACAAAUGUCCUAUUUACGCAAAAACUAUAAGCUAGGCACGAUGGGAUAUACACCUAAGGAUAUUGCAACGCAGGCAACUAACCCUGUUGAUAUGUCUGGUAUAAAGACUACACGACAAUGGGCCAUCCUUAAUCAUAACGUCUAUGAUUUAACAUACUAUAUCUUGGGUGGUCGUCGAUUUGAGUUACCUGAGGGGGUUGCAGCACCUGAUGCAGGUGAGCUCAAUUUUUUGGACACAGCUAUUGUAACUCUCUUUAGUCAAAAGGCGGGUCAAGAUAUUACAGCUAGUUGGAACGCAUUACCUUUAGAUCCAGCUGUCAAAUCACGUCAAAUGGUUUGUCUUCGUAAUCUCUACCAUGUAGGCACUGUCGAUGAACGUAACUCUGCACGUUGUCUCUUUGCAGAAUAUCUUUUGUUGAUCGUCACUGUCUUCCUUUGUAUGGUUAUUUUAUUCAAGUUUUUAGCAGCUUUACAAUUUAGAACUCGACGUGAACCUGAAAAGCACGAAAAGUUUGUGAUCUGUCAAGUGCCCUGUUAUACGGAAGGUGAAGAGGAGCUUCGUAAAACGAUUGACUCUAUUAGUUCUCUUCAAUACGAUGAUAAACGUAAGUUGCUGUUUAUCAUUUGUGAUGGCAUGAUUGUUGGUGGCGGUAACGAUCGUCCAACCCCCCGUAUCGUUCUUGAUAUCUUGGGUGUCGAUCCAAAUAUCGAUCCAGAGCCCUUGUCCUUCUUUUCUGUUGGUGAAGGACAAAAGCAGCAUAACAUGGGCAAGAUUUAUUCCGGGCUUUACGAAUGUCGUGGUCAUGUCGUACCUUAUAUUGUUGUCUCUAAAGUUGGAAAGCCAUCUGAGCGUCAGAAGCCAGGUAAUCGUGGUAAGCGAGAUAGUCAAUUGAUCCUGAUGAAUUUCUUAAACAAAGUGCAUUUUGGUUCCCCUAUGACACCCUUUGAGCUUGAAUUGUACCAUCAAAUCAAGAAUGUCAUUGGCGUAAACCCUUCCUUUUACGAAUAUGUAUUAAUGGUGGAUGCGGAUACAGAGGUUAUGCCGGAUGGUCUUAAUAGAAUGAUUUCUGUCUUCGCACACGAUGCUAAAAUUAUUGGGCUAUGUGGCGAGACGGUGUUGUCAAACGAAAAGGAUAGUUGGGUCACUAUGAUUCAAGUGUAUGAAUAUUUUAUUUCGCAUUAUAUGAUCAAGGCAUUCGAAAGUCUGUUCGGGUCUGUGACAUGUUUACCAGGCUGCUUCUGUAUGUAUCGUGUAAGGUCCCCACAAAAGAAUCAACCUUUAUUAGUCUCGAAUGCGAUUAUCGAGGAGUAUUCGAUUAAUAAGGUUGAUACAUUACACAAGAAAAACUUAUUACAUUUGGGUGAAGAUCGUUACUUGACAACCCUCAUACUGAAGCAUUUUCCAAAUCACAAGACCAAAUUUGUAUCUGACGCCAAGUGUGCUACAAAUGCCCCUGAUCGAUGGUCUGUCCUACUCUCGCAACGUCGUCGUUGGAUUAAUUCUACAAUUCAUAACCUUGGUGAGCUCGUUUUCUUACCUCAACUCUGUGGCUUUUGUUGUUUCUCGAUGCGAUUUGUUGUCAUGCUUGAUCUCUUGAGUACGCUUGUGCAGCCUGCGAUUGUUGGCUAUUUGAUCUAUCUCAUCUAUAUGCUAGUGACAUCGACAUCGGGUGUCCCAAUUAUGUCUAUCAUUACUAUUGCUGGUGUGUAUGGUCUUCAAGCUAUUAUCUUUUUGCUGCAUCGUAAAUGGGAACAUAUUAUAUGGAUGAUUGUCUCCAUCUUUGCUAUCCCUGUCUUUUCCUUUAUGAUUCCAAUUUAUGCUUAUUGGCACUUUGAUGAUUUCUCGUGGGGGAAUACGCGUGUCGUAUUGGGUGAAAAGGGAACAAAGAAAGUUGUAGCGGCUGAUGAGGGUAAAUUCGAUCCUAGUUCUAUCCCUGUUAUGACUUGGGAGGAAUAUGAACAGCAAAUGAUGUAUUUUGAUGACGGAGGAUAUGACAAUGCAUCAGUAGGCUCAGGAUAUAGCCAAGGAAGUUAUUACAGUCAACAAAGUUAUCAGAAAAAAAUGAUGAUGCAACAACAGCCAUUAAGAGGUACUACUAUGUCACCGGCGUUUCAGCGUUUACCCCCUUAUCAAUCACCAACACCGGGAUACUCAACACCACCGUCAAUGAUGGGAUAUUAUCAUGACAACAGCAGUAGACCUCAAUCUCCUUUCCAUUAGACAAUUUUAUAUACCUCAUAUAUAGUCAAUAUACAUAUUUGUAUAUGUUAUGAAUUAAAUUAAGUUAAAAAAAAUAGCUUUGUUAUUUAUUUUUAUUAAAUUUGAAAUCAUAUUUUAUAUUAUAUACCAAUUAUAUUUGAAGAUUAGUAUAAAAGAAUUGAUUCAAGGCGU